AUGAAGGAUUUUGGAGUAGGGACCUAUAUGGCUGUGCAGAAAAAAUGCUCUUACAAGCACAUAUUUGAGCAAAUCGUCGCUUCUGAUUGGGAUAAGAAUUGCGUUUUGAUUGAAGAUAAUGAUGGGCCUCAUGGAACCAAAGGCAAGGGAUUUAAUAAGGUCCGAGUUCAUCGUCGCAAAGGUUAUGAGGCUCGAAAUGCCCUCUCAAAGACCCAAUUCAAACUGAAGCGCCAAAAUCAAUCAAUACAUGUGUACAGAGUAAUUGGAUGGAAUUUCAAGGGUCAGCUCUACUUCUAUACUGGCUCUGGUAUAGGGGGACGCCUUGUUCAAGCUGAUUAUAUGGUUAUUCUUGAGCAAAUCGUCGCUCCUGAUUGGGAUAAGAGUUGCGUUUUGAUCGAAGAUAAUGAUGGGCCUCAUGGAACCAAAGGCAAGGGAUUUAAUAAGGUUAAAGCUCUCAAAGACCAUCUUGGUAUCCAAUACCAUCUUGGUAUCCAAUGGGAAUCAAAUCCUCCGAAUUCGCCAGAUCUCAACCCUAUUGAGACCAUUUGGAGGAUAAUCAAGCAGAGGUUGAAGUCCAGGGGGGUCAUCUUCGAAGAAGCCAUUCUGCGCCGCGCCAUCCAAGAGGAGUGGGAUAAAAUAACCAUUGAGGAGAUUAAUAGGGCUAUCUCAACGAUGCCAGAUAGAGUAGCUGCCCUAAACGAGCGAAAUGGGCGCCCUAUCCCCUAUUAA
Endocarpon pusillum Z07020 is the source of this 729-nucleotide messenger RNA. RefSeq lists its product as uncharacterized. The record is from RefSeq and is a predicted model, not a curated record. Gene Ontology annotation, molecular function: nucleic acid binding. The transcript has a single exon. The coding region runs from base 1 to 729 and encodes 242 amino acids. NCBI's taxonomy places the organism in Eukaryota, Fungi, Ascomycota, Eurotiomycetes, Verrucariales, Verrucariaceae.